This is a messenger RNA of Schistosoma mattheei, 2148 nucleotides long. The record is from the annotation of a GenBank genome assembly. NCBI's taxonomy places the organism in Eukaryota, Metazoa, Platyhelminthes, Trematoda, Strigeidida, Schistosomatidae.
UUUCAGUUUAUUUAUUCUAAAAGAAUAUACUUUUACACAGUGUUGAUCAUUAAUAUCAAUGAUAUAUGUAUAUAUAUAUAAAUAGAAUAUUAACUGUACAAAUGAUUAUUUCUUUCAAAUUUAGCCAUAUAUCAAUAUGAUUAUAAUUGGAAAUUUAUUUGAUUGAUACCAUAGCUACAAUCAUUGUUUAUUAUAAUAAGUAGUAUAUAACAAUUUAAUCAAAACAUCUAGUUCAAAUCAAUUAAAACAAUGUCAGUUAUUAAUUCAUUGUGAAAACUAAUAUCAUUAAUACAAACAAUGAGCCAACAACCUUUUUUAAUAACACGUUUACCUGAGAAAAUCAUGCUGCAAAUUUUUUCGCAUUUAAGUCAUCCAGAAUUGUGUAAUAUUGCACGUGUUUGCAAAAUGUGGCGUCGGUUAGCAUAUGAUCAUUCAUUGUGGCAGUCACUUAAUUUACGACCUGAAUAUGGUGGAAUAUUUGUAAGGUCAAUUGAUGAGCUAUUAAAUCUCAUUCAUCAUAGGUCUGGAAGUGGGUUAAGGUGUAUUGAACUAUCCAGCGAUCUAGUCACUAUACCAGUUUUAGAGGAACUUGGAAAUCGAUGUCCAAAUCUUCGCUAUUUAACUCUAGAUUUUUCUAAUGCUAUGCAACUACAUGAUUUCAACGAACUGGCUUCAUUCCCUUCAUCAAUUAAAUAUUUAUGUAUUUGUUUAAGUGAUGUGAUAUUUAUGGAAGGUUUAAUGAGAAAAAUCUAUUCAUGUUUAUCAGCGGUUGAAAUUUUGCACUUAAUUGGAACAUUUGAAUUGGCCACAGAGGAAGAAGAAGAAAUUUAUGAAGUCAUCAAUAUAAGUAAAAUUAAAGCCCAUACACCUAAUUUACGUGUUAUCAAUUUAUUUGGUAUCAACUUCAUUGAAGAUAGUCAUGUGGAAUUAUUAGCCAGUAAUUGUAUUCAUUUAGAAUGUGUCGCGCUUAAUUUUUGUUUAAAUGUUAAGGGUUCAUCAUUUACAUUAUUGAUCGCAAAUUGUAAAAAGUUGACAACCCUACUUCUAGAACAUUGUGGUCUCAAAGAUGAAUUUAUGAUGGCUGUACCAUGGGAAAAUUCAGGAAUCUGUGAAAUUGAUAUAACAUCUACAGAAUUAUCUGCUGAAUGCCUUGAAAACUUCUUAACACGUAUACCAUAUUUUACUUAUUUGGCAGCAGGUCAUACAGAUUUUUUUACUGAUCAUAUAUUGAAUACACUAUGCGACAGUGGUAAAUUUAAGCAAGUCAAAGCUAUUGAUUUGAGUCAUACACCGGCACUUAACGAACAGUCCAUAACAAAUCUUCUUAAGCUUCAUGGUCAUCAGUUACAUGGUCUUAUGCUACAUGGAAAAGCUACUUUAGCUGAAUAUUUUUGGACUACUGUGAUUCCAUAUCUUGGUGCGAUAAAGGUUUGUGUACUUGGAGCAUCACAUGGUUGGUUUUAUAAAUACAACACACGAGUUCAUAUUGAUAAAAUUCUAGAAAGUUUUGCCGGAUAUUGUCCAAAUUUAGAAGCAUUAGAAAUACAAUGGGAUCCAGAUACUAUUCGUUUUAGUGAUAAAAGUAGAAAAUUCAUUGAUCGAAUUAGAAUCAAAUGUCCUCGAUUGAAGUCUUUAACUCUUAGUGAUGGAAAGUACUACGAAAUGGUUAAAGGAAAUUUUGAAAGAGCAGAAUGUCCUAGAGUAGUACGCACUACAACUACGUAUAUUACAAGUAUUAUUAGCUUACUGAAACGUUAUAAGGAUUUGAGAUUUAAUUAAUUCUAUAAACUCACAUGUAAUCGCUCUUUUAGAUUUUAUACAAUUCACAGAAAUAAUCAGGUGAAAGAAUAUUCAAAAUAAAAAUGAUGAAUUGCAGAUAAUCACUUGAAAUUUCAAAUUGAUGUGCGAGAAAAUCACAAGUCCUAUAGUGCUGCCAAUAAAAUAACAUUCAAAUUUGUAUGUUGUUAAUUUGCCAAUAUUUUUUGAAAUCUGCUAUUGUCAAACAAAUAGAAAUACACAAUCAUACUUUGUAGAAAAUAUGAUUUUGCCUUUUUUAUUUUAGUUUUAACUCCAUGUAAUAUUUCCUUCAAAAGUAAACGUCGCUUGAUAUUUAGUGAGAGUAUGCUUUAAAUACGUUUAACGUCAAAG